AUGCCACCGCUAUCUCCACCUACACCAAAAGCUGCCCUUAGCCCGAGCCCCAAGCUACUCCAGAACCAGCAGGCUGCAUCUUCGUUUAGCGAGCUGUCUUAUCAGUACAGACCCAUUGAAGAUGCAUCCAUCAGACUUGUUAGAAUACUGCCGGAGAGGAAGACGAUGAUCAAGUGCGAGAUUAUCCAUGUUUCUUUGGAACAGCCUCCUCCUUAUAUGGCUAUCUCGUACACUUGGGGUGAUACGGGUGAUACCCGAAAAAUUGAGAUUGAAGGAUGUUUGAUCCCCAUAGCUGUCAGUCUUCACGGCGCACUGCAAGCACUUCGAAAAAAACACUCAUCCGUGCUGGUGUGGGCAGAUGCUUUGUGCAUCAACCAAAAGGAUCGUGAUGAGCGUAGUCAGCAGGUUCAACUCAUGCCGUUCAUCUAUUCCAAUGCGGAUAGCGUGGCAAUCUGGCUCGGCCCGGAAGAGAACGACAGCGUAAGAGCCGUUAGUUUGCUCGACGCUAUCGCGACUACAGGUGAACCUUUUGGUUCCAGCAAUAUUUCCAAAAUCUUAGCGGCUGGGACCGAAAACGGUGACCUUUUGGCGGUGGUGUCACUCUUUGGGAGGGAAUAUUGGAGACGAUUAUGGGUCGUCCAAGAAGUCUUCAAUGCGAAACGAAUAAUGGUUUACUGUGGCUCGACUCGUCUUGAGUGGAAGAAAUACCAGAGCGCUUCAGUACUAUUCAGCCAACGUCGAGGAGAGCUUAUCUUCAAUAACAAGGACCAACUCAAGAGGCGACUGGCGACUUCACCUGACCAGUUCAGCUAUGUUCAGACGCUCAUUUACCAAGGGCCAGCUAGUCUACCAGACCUCAAAUUCCACAUGUCGGAUGGCGAAGAGGCUCUUCUACAGGUGUUACGAACUUGCCGCAGGAAGCUCGCAUCUGAUCCUAGAGAUAAGCUCUACGGAAUACUUGGGGUCUUACCAGCCAGUAUUCGGGAAGAGUUCCGCGCGGACUACAAUCUCUCCGUGAAGGAUGUGUACACUGAGAUUGUCGACUUUCUUCUUAAGACGACUGAGAAGCUCGACAUUAUCUGCGAAGCGAUCCACUUCCCUGUUCAUACCAGCACCGCUAAUCUUCCAACAUUCGUUCCCGACUGGUCACACGUUCCACAAACGUCGGCAAUGGGCUUCAAAUACAACUUCGCAGCUUCUGGCUCCAGCAAAGCUAUUUGCAGGUUCCGUGACGAACGCCUCAACAAACUUGAGAUUUCAGGGCUCGAGAUUGAUGUUGUGCAGAGCAAAGGUGUCGUCGUCGGAACGCUUUGCAACUUGGGAGAUUAUCUCAUGGCGUUCCUACACUGGAGAGCGCUACUUCUUCAGGCCAUUGAAGGUCGCACUGAGCAGGAAAUACAAAUGGCAGAAGAAUGUUUCGCAGCGACGAUAUGUCUCGGGCAAAUCCCAUCGGAAUAUGACCGAGGCCGAUGGCAGGCAGAAAUUUACCAUGUCUUUGCGAAUCUCUUUCGCGACCGUCUACCAUACAUCAGACUCGAUGACAGACUAGCGUACUGCUUGAAAUCUCCAUCCGAGGUUAAAGCUGAGAUGAGGCGGCACUUUUUACAGAUUCAUUUUGGAGAUCGUAUGAUGGGGAGAUGUUUCUGUCUUACACAGAAUCGUCGGCUUGCGAUGGGAUCGGGGUUCAUGCUUGCGGGUGAUAUAAUUGUCGUGCCGUUGGGUUGUUCGACGCCGAUAUUGUUGAGGGCUGAGGGGACGCAGGGUGAGUAUAGAUACGUGGGCGAUAUAUUUAUUGAUGGGUAUAUGUUUGGCAAAGCUGUUGAUCAAUGGCAGGCUGGGAAGAGGCAGUUGAACAAGUACAUACUUCACUAA
Messenger RNA from Fusarium musae, 1872 nucleotides. RefSeq lists its product as uncharacterized. Lineage: Eukaryota; Fungi; Ascomycota; Sordariomycetes; Hypocreales; Nectriaceae. The record is from RefSeq and is a predicted model, not a curated record. The transcript has a single exon. Bases 1 to 1872 code for a protein of 623 amino acids.